Trifolium pratense (red clover) is the source of this 1522-nucleotide messenger RNA. RefSeq names its product FHA domain-containing protein At4g14490-like. Lineage: Eukaryota; Viridiplantae; Streptophyta; Magnoliopsida; Fabales; Fabaceae. The transcript has a single exon. The record is from RefSeq and is a predicted model, not a curated record. Bases 178 to 1359 code for a protein of 393 amino acids. Gene Ontology annotation, molecular function: protein binding; mRNA binding.
CAAUACAUCAUUGAAUACAUGCGUAAAAAAAAAAUAUAUUGAAUUUCAUCACGAUGCGAGCGGGAAAAGUGGAAAUACAAAAAAUUGAAAGCAGAACCAGGAGCCGUUGGCCAUCACUCAUUCACUCACACUAUCCUCACUUCUUACAAACUCAUUCUCAUCUCAUCAAUCACUAAAAUGGAACAUCUUCCCUCUCUCGCACUUCAAAUCCUCGCCGGUCCUCGCAAAGGCGAAACGCUCCAAUUCCGACCCGAAUCCACAAUCAAAAUCGGUCGGGUCAUCCGCGGUAACACUCUCCCCAUCAAAGAUUCAGGUAUAUCCACAAAACAUCUCUCUAUUCAAAUUGAAUCCGGUAAUUGGAUACUCACAGAUCUAGAUUCCUCAAACGGCACCGUUUUAGACGGUAAUCACAUUCCUCCAAACACUCCUUUUCAUCUCCGUGAUGGAUCCACUAUUAAGAUCGGUGAAGUUACCUCCAUCGUUGUUAACUUUGUUAAACCCCAAAAUAACCCUACCUGUACUGAAGUUGAAGAUAAACCAAUCAGGGGUAAAAGAGGUAAUAAUAAUAAGGGUUGUAAAGUUAGGGUUCCUGUGAAGAGUAUUGAUGAAAACGCAAUUGUAAGUGAUGGUAAUGAUUCUGAUUAUGUCGAUCGACCUGAGCCAGCGCGGGUUACACGUAAUCCGAGGAGUACGCGGAGUGGUGUUGUUUCUGAUUCUGCUGAUGGGAAUUUGGAUGCUGUUGAAGAGAAGGUGGAAGAGCCGAAGAAUGUGAGGGUGACGCGGAAUUCGAAGAAUAAGAAGAAUGCGGUUGAGAUUUGUGGUUCCAGUAUUGGGAAUUCAGAAGCUCCGGAAGAGAAGGUGGAGGAACUGAAGAAUGUGAGGGUGACAAGGAAUUUGAGGAAUAAGCUGAAUAAAAUGGGGAUUUCUGAAUCGAGUAUUGGGGAUUUGGAUGCUGUGAAAGAGAAGGCGGAGGAGGGACCGAGGAACGGAAGGGUGACUAGGAAUGCAAAGAAUAAAGGGGUUGUAAUUGAGGAAAAUUCAAGCUUGGUUGAUGGGGUGGAGAAUGUUGUGAAAAAGAAAACAAGGGGUGGAGCUAAGGGUAAUAAGAAGUUACAGGAAGAGUGUGUUGGUGAAGGAGAUGGUAAAGAGAAUUGUGAUGAAAAAGAAAAGGAGAAUUUGAAUGGGGAUGAUAAUUGGCCUGAUUUGACGAAGAUGACUUUAGGCGAGUGGUUUGAUUUCAUGGAAGUUUAUUUGCCUAAAAAGAUAAAUGAUGAAACUGAAGCCAUUAUUGAUUCCAUGAGACAAAAAGCCGAGAGACUCCGCCAGUACGUAAUAAUGUAUGAGAAUCAAAAAGCUUGAACUCCCUUAGAAUGCUAGUAUAUGUAGUUACUGAUAGUUAUUUGAUGCAUUGGCAUAACUGUAAGGUAGUUAGAUUUUGUUAACUGAAUGAGUUCUUAGUUAGCACUCUUCUGUUAAUAUAUUGUACCUUGAUUAUUGCUUUUAAUGAAAUAACUCAAAUUUA